CUCUAGGCAAACUCGCUCCCAUCUUGUAAAGCGUAGUUGGAGCCCAGCUUGAGAAGUACAGCCCAGGCCCAUGAAUAUCGUGGGCGGGCCUAGUAGGUUUAGGGUUUUGCUAUAUUUAAGCGUCUUUUUCCUCCGUUCUUCCUCCGCCUUUUUGCAGCAGAAGCCGUAUCUUCACGAUGGCGUUUGCGAAAGCCCAGAAGACCAGAGCUUAUUUCAAGCGUUUCCAGGUCAAGUACAAGAGAAGGCGAGAUGGCAAGACUGAUUACCGGGCCAGGAUUCGCCUGAUUAAUCAGGAUAAGAACAAGUACAACACACCCAAGUACAGAUUCGUCGUUCGAUUUACCAACAAGGAUGUUGUAGCUCAGAUUAUCAGCUCUACCAUUGCUGGUGAUAAUGUCAUGGCAGCUGCUUAUUCCCAUGAGCUUCCCCGGUAUGGGCUGGAAGUUGGGCUCACCAAUUACGCUGCUGCGUACUGCACUGGGCUCCUCCUUGCUCGUAGGGUUCUGAAAAUGCUUGAGAUGGAUCAGGAGUAUGAGGGAAAUGUUGAGGCUACUGGAGAGGAUUACUCAGUUGAACCUACAGAUAGGAGACCUUUCCGUGCUCUUCUUGAUGUUGGUCUUGUUAGGACAACCACUGGAAACCGUGUCUUUGGUGCCCUCAAGGGUGCUUUAGAUGGUGGUCUUGACAUCCCUCACAGUGAGAAGAGGUUUGCUGGUUUUAGCAAAGACAGCAAGCAGCUCGAUGCUGAGGUUCACCGCAAGUACCUCUAUGCCGGCCAUGUUGCUAACUACAUGAGGAUCUUGCAAGAAGAUGAGCCAGAGAAGUAUCAGACUCACUUCAGUGAGUACUUGAAGAGAGGCAUUGGACCGGAUGAGGUAGACGAACUGUACAAGAAGGUUCAUGCUGCUAUACGCGCCGACCCAACAGCCAAGAAGACUGGAAAGCCAGCUCCCAAAGAGCAGAAGAGGCACAACCCGAAGAGGCUGACUUAUGAUGUACGUAGGAACAAGUUGAUCGACAGGCUCAAGGCUCUGAACUCCGCCGCAGAUGAGGACGAGGAUGACGAAUAGAUUUAGUUGUACUGAAGCUGGGGUUUUUGUCUUGAAGGAUAUUAGUAUGGACAGAAUUGAAAUGUUCAGGGGUUCUGUUCCUUGGAUUUUUUGGUUAUAUGUGCUGUUAGUUUUGGAUCUAUCGUUGAAUGAUUUUUACAUUUUAUUUUUAUCCCCUUUUUCAGUCCGAAUACCAGUGAGAUGAAUCUAGUUAUCUUCUACAAUUCCCUGUUUUCUAACCAUUCUAAUUUGCAGCUAGAAUAACCCAAUCGUGUUUAGAGGUAAAACAAUUAGCAUAUGUCCUAAAUAACAUGGUCCAACCCUGGAAAAGUCAACCGUGAUUGUCAUUUGCCUACUUUUCUGGAGCUUAGUUUCGAUCAAAAUAGAAUUUCAAUCGAAUC
Molecule: messenger RNA, 1450 nt
Organism: Linum trigynum
Lineage: Eukaryota; Viridiplantae; Streptophyta; Magnoliopsida; Malpighiales; Linaceae
Source: the annotation of a GenBank genome assembly